This is a messenger RNA of Gaeumannomyces tritici R3-111a-1, 3307 nucleotides long. RefSeq lists its product as hypothetical. NCBI's taxonomy places the organism in Eukaryota, Fungi, Ascomycota, Sordariomycetes, Magnaporthales, Magnaporthaceae. Gene Ontology annotation, molecular function: phosphatidylinositol-4,5-bisphosphate 5-phosphatase activity. The transcript is spliced from 3 exons. Bases 367 to 2127 code for a protein of 586 amino acids. The record is from RefSeq and is a predicted model, not a curated record. Gene Ontology annotation, biological process: phosphatidylinositol dephosphorylation.
CCUAGAAUCCCAAGACGAGGGAUCUGCGCAUCGAAUUGCGGUGCUGUUUACGUCAUCCAGCGACAUUUACGGGGGAAGCUGCAAUCCGGAAACGGCUUCAUUUCAUUGUCGGUCACUCCUGCCCUCGCACUUACGGAUUCCAGCGCUGGACCUAGUCUGCACGGUUCCUUCCUUGAAGGCUAAGGCGAAUACCUGCGUAACAGCAGGAGGUUGAAAAGGGGUUUCCGAAAGCGUUCGAUGAGCACAGCUGAGGCCACACCACAAACAUCUACUAGACGCCAGAGAAAAAAGCAAGCCUAUUGCUCACCUAGCCUCGUGCCUAGCCCCGAUUGAUUGAUCUGCAUCGGUGACACGGGCGGACGGAACAUGGAGGCGCCUCUCAGGUCUCAACCCCUCGACAAGACAGACGACCACACACUCGCCAACGACGGCGACGGCCACCACAGCAGGACGAUGGCCCGCCGGAAGCUGGACCUCUUGGUCCUUACGUUCAACGCGGCAAAGACCAUCAUAGACAGCCAUGUCUUCGCCCACCACCUGCAGACGGCCUUGGCUGCGAAUGCGACGUCGCUGCCCGAGGUGGUUGUUUUCUCCCUCCAGGAGGUAUCGCCACUUAGUUAUGCAUUUAUCGGCGGCGUCUUCCUCAACCCAUUCCUCGCCCGCUACGAGGAUGCCCUCAACUUGGCCGCCGUCAAGGUACAAUCCACGCCGCCAUCGACAUUAGCCACGACGGCGACCACAUCCUUCGGCUUCAGCUCUGCCAAUAAUGUCUCCGUCAACGCCGACUCGAGCGAGGAGCCAGGCCCGCAGACCAGCCUCCUGGAACUCCAACAACAGUCCAAGCCGUACACUCUGGUGCAGCAGCACAACGUCGGUAUGACCGCGGUAAUGGUGUUCGCGCGGGACCCCAGCGCCGUGUCUCAGGUCGAGCUGGCCGAGGUCGGCUUCGGCACCAUGGACAUGGGCAACAAGGGCGCCGCCGGCGUGCGGUGUCUGUACGCAGACAAGGAGGGUGGUGGCCGGACCACCCAGCUGACCUUUGUGGCGACGCACCUGGCGCCCAUGGAGUGGAACCUACGUAGGCGCAACGCCAACUGGCGCACAAUCUGCUCUGCCCUGCUCUUCGGCGAACCCACGGCCGUCAUCAAGCGUGCGGCCGGGGACGAAGGGCAGGCCGCCGUGGCCGCCGCUGCCGCCGCUACUUCCGCGGUGUCGGGCGGCCGGGCGCAGGACAGCGCGGCGUGCAAGGAGCCUACGGCUGAGGAGGAGGAGGAGGCGGAGCGUCUGCUGGCCGAGGCCGAGGCGGCCAACGGGGCGCUAGCGGCCGACGUGCGUGCUGCCCUGCGCGACAUCACUAUCUUCCGCCCCGGCAGCCACCUCUUCCUGGCCGGGGACCUCAACUACCGCAUCUCGGAACGGAGCCCACAGAGGGACGAGCCCUUUCCGUCUCUGGAGAUGGGAUCGCAACACCACUGGAGCACCUUCCUGGACCGCGACCAGCUGUCGCGCGAGAGGGCCGAGGGGAGAGCACUCCAAGGCCUCGAGGAGGCGCCCGUAAACUUCGCGCCCACGUACAAGUACCACGACCUGCCGACGGCCGACGGCGCGCUCAACGAGGCCCAGGUGCGCGAGGCCGAGGCGAACGGGCUUCUGUCGGCGGGCUUGGUGGUGCCUUUCCGCUUCGCUAAGCACAGAUGGCCCAGCUGGACUGACAGGGUGCUGUAUGCGGGUGUGCCGGCUGACGCGCCGGCACGGAGAGGGCAAGGAGAGGACGACGAGACGGCGCGUUUCGACGUGGUAUCGUAUCAGUCCCUCCCGCUAAUGCGGUCGUCAGACCAUCAGCCCGUCUUCUUGCGCGUCAGGGUGCCCAUCCUGUCGCCAGAGGAGCUAGGUCGGCCCUCGCCGGCGACGCCGGCUGGUAACGAGGUGGGCGGCAGCAGCAGUCGCGCGAAGAAGCCACUGUAUCCUAUCGAUAUACACGCGGCGGCCAGGCGGCGGGCGGCGCGGUCGCGCGAGUUCGCGACAGGUUGGACGAUGCUGCUCUGGUGCACGCGCGAGGGCGCGGUCGCGCUCGGCUCGCUCGCCGUGCUUGGGCUGUCAACGUACUGGCUAUACCAGGCCCUCUAGGCGAGGCGGCGGGCCUCGGGCUGCUCAUUUGUCGGGCUGGGGCUGGGGAUUAUGGGGCUCGCGGGGGGUAUGGCGGCCGAGGGCGUGUCGCGCUGGUGGCGCGAGUGGACGCCGCCGUCACUGGGGAGUUGGGCGUGGUGGCGUUAGGUGAUGUUGAUUAUCAGCGAUUUGUUCUCACUCCUCACUCUUGUCGGCUGCUCAAGCCCGAGAUGCAUGGUUUCUUGUGUAUACCAGAUGUGGGAUUGGUAUAUACCUAACAUAGCGUUUGCGUCGGCUGUCUUCUGGUAUCAGUCUUUUGUCAGCAGCCUCCAAGAACCUUUUUUGACAUCUUUAUUCACUUGACCCUGUCAGUUUCUUCCCAAGUACCGCUCGACCUGCAACUUCAGAAUGGGCGAUUGGUUAACAAGACCGCCGCUGUUUGCUAUUAUAACUCUAGGUUCUCCAAACACCUCUUGUGAUACUUUGGCGGGUAAGAAAGGGAUAAUAUGCCAGGCUGAAGGACAGAUUGCCUUUGUCGGAGCUACAACGCAUGCCUCGAUGUGGCUGCCAUACUCCUUGUCACUAGUUAACUCAGGGCGGGGCGGUAAGUCUCGAAAGGAAAAACGGGGGGUGGUUGGCUGGCAACGGGAACUUCAGUCGUUUAUGGUGACAAGGGGGAAACGACCGAUAGCAGCUCGCUGUCAUCUGCUGUCGUUGCCACUUUGAUACGCUUCUAUAAACCAUACCACCAUCACCUUCUAUAGUACGGAUAUGAUCGGGAAGGAAUCUAAGCCCUUCAACGGCGAAAAAUCGGUCGCCAAAGCCUGCUCAUCGGGUCGCGUCGCCUCGUCUGUCCUCUGUCCGGUUGAUCGUCGGCGUCGUAAAAUAGUAGGGAAAACUGGCGCGCGGUUGGGGCCUAUGUACAGAAAACAGGUAGCCUCACAAAAAAAAAAGUAGCAGAUGGACUGGUGUCGCUCAAAGCGAGUGGGCGGGUAACCCAGAGAUGGAGCGAGAAAGAAAAGCCAGCGUAGUGCUCCCAAGAAAGAAGAGAGAAUCCAGGACUAGCCAGUAGAUAAGGGGGCCACACGUGAGGAAAGAACAGGCUGCGAAAUGGGGAGACGGCGAGGGGGAGACAUGCAAUGCCAAAACCUACCCUAAAAAAAUUAAAAACAGUAAAAUCUCGUAAUCCGCUAUAUAAAAG